Molecule: messenger RNA, 14940 nt
Organism: Pocillopora meandrina
Lineage: Eukaryota; Metazoa; Cnidaria; Anthozoa; Scleractinia; Pocilloporidae
Source: the annotation of a GenBank genome assembly
GACUUGCUUCUUACAAGGGAAGGUUUGACUCGCACAACGAAACAUCUGAAAUGAAACGCACUAAGUUACCGUUGACGCUGAUAGUAAUUUUUAGCUCCUUGUCUAUGUACAUCGAGCUCUCGUGUGCAAGGUCUUACAAGGUAAACAAAGUUUUCUGAAUGUAAUCUGUGUUGCAGUCCCUGAUUACAAUUUUGAUGUCAUUUUUUGCAAUAUACUAUUUUUUUCGCAAAAUUUUAAGGACAUUCACCAUCUACUAACUGAUGACGAAAGGGAAAUGAUUUUUGGACAUCCAUUUGUAGAAUAUGGUGGGUACCAUUGCAUGAAAGCAGUUUUAAAGUAAUAUCUUUUUUUUGUGAUAUAUGUAUGUAGUUAUUGCAAUUGACCGUUGAACCAACUGAAAGAGCCGUAAUUCAAAAUUCAAAAUUUGAUCCCGGCUGCCCCUUUAAAAUUGCAAUUUUCAAAGUGAGAAAAAAAUAUGAUGUUCUUUGCCUUCUAGUGUUUCAAUUACUAGGUGACUGAUACUUUAUAUUUAAACCGUAGACUAAAUAUUUAUGCAUAAUUCACGAUAGGUCAGGUAGAAUGCUGUGUCAAUUAUUUUUGGCAGAAUCCUAGUCCUCUUCCGGAACCCACCAACAUAACGCCAGUUUCCGUUGGGAACUUUUUUUGUAUAAUAUGGUAUAAUAUAACACCUUGAAGAAGAAAAAUGCAAAUUCAUUGUGUUCUCCAACACCAUCGAUCCUUAGCAGAACUAGCAUUCAUGUUUAAUUCAAUAUAACAACGACUUAGUCGCUUCAUCAACGAUGAAGUUCAUUUCCAAUGUUUGUUUUCUUUUCUGAGGACUUUGCAAGUUUAAUUUGAUUCAAUUCUAGUAAGCUUUAAUUGAAAAAGCCCCAGCAUUCCGCGUUACAUCUGGUGGCAGAAGACGUUACUCGCCCGUGGGUACUCUCAAUAGUUUUUGAGUCGUUUUGGUAUAGCUACAGGCAAACUGUUUGAUCAUUUACGUCUUCAAUCAGUUACGAUUUUCAAAGAAAACAUAUAAACGGGUUUUUGAAUUUAACCGCGAAUGACUAUAAGUAAAAGAAAUGAAAAAGAGAAAUGGUAUUUUUUGGUUUGAAACAGAGUCAGGAUUUGGAACGGUUGGCGACACAUUUUCACAAGAAUUCCGAUGAACAACCCCCCCCUCUCCCCUGCAGGGAAUUUCGAACGCCAAGCCAUAUGUCGUCCACCAAAACCGUUAACUUCUUGACAUUCCGUGACAAUUGUUCCGCCUAUGAAUUCAAAUUUAGGUAGUCAUGCAUUAACUUCAUCCAGGGGUCUAAUGAGUCGUGUCAGGAGCCCAUUAAGUAAUGGGCUCCUGGUCGUGUGUCUUAAUUGUAACUGAAACAAAAGUGAUUGAUUGCUAAUUUUUAAUGAUAGAUCGAUUUAUGCUCAGAAGCGGCAAAAAUGGAACAUAAUCAUAAAAUGCACAGUACGAUGCUAUUAAUUGCUCUGCUUGGGAAAAAAAAGAAAAAAGGUUGUGCAAAAAGAAAACAAAAAGUUAACCGAAAGCCAAUCAGGCUGUAAUUCGUUAGUUCUAGACUCUAAUAAAUUUACGCAUCAUUCAAUUUAUUUACUAUCACACUUUCGAAAAAUCAAGAAUUUAAUUUAAUUCCUAGCUCUUUGCUAUUAUCGAUUUAAUGUUUUUGUUACGUAGCGAAUCAAGAUAGGAAGGCUAGUCAACCCAUGCGUGACGUUUUUUACUAUUUUCCAAAAAUGCCGACGCAAGAUAAAAACCAGAAAACUGUUUAGAAAAGCAGUUAAACAUCUUGCAUUUUUAACUUCACCCACAGUUCCAGAGUUCGACGUCUCCCAUCCUGUUCAAGUUGAUGAGCGAGGUAGAUUUUUAUCACGUGACUUGGCAAAUGGGAACGCUCGGCGAAAGAGAGACCUUGACGGUACUAAGUCGAAAGAACCCGUCUUCUUUAAGAUCUCAGCGUUUGGUCAAGAUCUUCACCUGAACGUCACAAUUAAUGAUGAGCUUUUUUCGCCCAAUUUUGAGAUCGAAAUUCGUAGUAACGGCACGUCGGAAUUUCAUUACAAGAUUGAUCAUUGUCAUUACACUGGACAGGUGGUUCCCAUAGGAGGAACUGGGAACAAAGUGGCCAUCAGCAACUGCGAAGGACUGGUACGUAGUGCCGUUCAAACACAUUUUUUGGCACCAGAGGCGGUCGCUUUUCAAUAGACAAGUGUAGUAAUUGACAAAGUCUGUAUAAGCCGCAAAAAUAAUUUCAAAAUGGGAGAAAUUUAUGUUGACAUGGAGAACACAACUGACGAUAAUAUACGUUGCAUUGAUGCGAUUCGAGUUUUGCACGAGAACGUUUUCAUUCACGGUUAUGCAAAGCAUAAGAACAAGUUAGAUCGGGGUUCGAUGAGCAUAUUCCGUCGCGUUUGCCCGGCUUCAACAAUCCUGGGAGAGAUAUCGACAGGAAAAAGGCACUUUUCAAUUCAAAAACUGGUGAUAACCCCUCCUAAUCUUGUACCCAGAUCCUACCACGUUACUGCUCCACUGUGGAAGGACUGGGUACGAGACUAAACCCUUUCAAAUUCCAGGGAUGAAAUUGUUUUCAACCUAACUUCUAAACGCGCAGUCAGUUAAUUUGUUCAAUUCUAUUCCUUGUACAGCAUGGUAUGAUUCGCACGCCACAAGACGUUUUUAUGGUACAUCCUCUGCCCGAUCGACUUAAACUGGGAAAGAAUAACACUCGAGCCCACGUAAUCCACAGGAGGUCUUUAUCACCCGCGCAUGCACAGUCACUGGCACAGGCUCUCGAGGAUGAGAAAAGAUCUGAUAGCUGGUGUGGAGUGGAAGGUAUUAAUAGAGACCAUGGGUUUCUUUUUUCGCCCUCAGCAUUGGCUGCACUUUUUCUUUCCCUUGAAGGGGGCUCUCCCAGUUUCGCGUUUCCCUCGUCUUCCCUCCCACGCAGAAUAUUUCCCUCGAGGAAUACAGGCUAUGUAUUCCCUCCCAUCUUUUACAACAGUUGUAUGGUUAUCGUUUAUUAUCAUGAAAUAAUGGGAGGGUACCUACGCGGCUGUCGUGUCGAAAUCCAUGCUGUGUUCUAUUAAAAAGUAACAUCUUGUGAGAUGAGCAUUAAGUGAGAUAUGCCCGACAAAUUCUUCGGAUUCAUGUUUUUUCGCUAACUGGGUUAUAAGUGAAUUACGGUGAGUCGAACAGUCAAGAAAAAAAAUCAUCUCAGAAAGGAAACGUCUCGGUUACCCAACCCCCAGCCCCUCAAACGCAUCGGUAUCAAACUAGCAAACACUUUUUGAUAACCUGAUUUUCUAGGCGGAGCAGCUGUUCAGCAGUCUGACGAAGAUGAUGACACCCAUACUAACUCCGAACGCUCUUUUCAACCGAGUGUAAAAAGAACCAUCGAGUCCAUGCUAGUGGUAGAGAAAGAGAUGACAAGAUUUUACGGUGUUCCUCAGAUAAAGAAAUAUGUGCCCACCAUGGCAAAUAUGGUAUGUUGCAAAAAAAAAAAAAAGGCCAUUCGAGUUGUUCUACGUAAUCAUACCUGUUUUCGUGGAAAGUACAAUUGUCGUGAGGAAUUGUUCCUUCGAAAUUUCCUUUUUUCUCUACGGAGGUAAGUUUGAAGUACAAAUACAGAGACUUGUUUCCGCUACAUUGCGAAUCACUCGGUUCGAUCGACUCCGCCCUUUUCUCUUUUAUCACAGCACGACAGGCUACCCAGUCUUUUUUUGUGUGUUUGUUCGUUCCCAGCUUAGCGCCCUUCACGCAUAACUGGUGCACCCAGUGAACAAAGACCUCUCAAACCUUCGUUUAAACGGGCCCUCAGUUCCAUUUUCACCUGUUAGAGAGAACUUGCCACUACAUACAAAACAAUAAUAAUCACUAACAACAUUCAUAUUUUAGGCUCACGGUCUCUUAGACGAUGCUUCCAUUGGGGCUAACGUCAAAUAUGUGGUAACCAAACUGUUGAUUCUGCAAAAUGACGAGGUAAGUUUUAGAUUUCACAGUCGUUGUGGUUAACUUCUGCCAGACUUCACGAGUGACUUUACUCUGAUUCUUCUUAUCCUGGUGUCAUCGACUUUCAUGACAGAUAAGCGUUUAAAAAUGUUUCCUCGCUAGUGUAACCGUUCCGUGCGGGGACGCAAGACGUUAACUUAAUUUUCUAAGAAAAAAAACCCUUUACUCUCAUGAGUAAGCUGCUACCCGAGAGAAGAAGAUAGUCAGAGGGAAAACUGAACAAACUGUGGUUUGUGCCGUUUUCAGUGAAUUUUCAAUUAAUAUUUGUUCUUUCCUCCUUCGCUUCUGCUAUCAAGAGAGGUUUGGUUAUCAGCACACAUGCCGCCAGUACUCUGGAUAGUUUCUGUAAAUGGACAACAGGACAAAAUAACGCUGACGACAAAAGUCCGGACCAUUUUGACCAUGCAGCACUGUUUUCGAAGUAAGAAAAGUCCACUAUAAUGAUAAUAUCGUCCUAGGUGUGCUUUGAUAAAUUCAAAUGGGAAAAAUUUCAAGAUAAUUGCAUAUAAAGCUACGUUAUUUUGAAGGCGGUAGAACUACGAAAACUGACUACAUUAUUGUAGCGUUUGCCGGCAUAGAUUUAUAAGUCGGUUUUGACCCUUGAUUCAAAACUUGAAACUGAGCAAGUUUAAGUGCAGAUGAAACCAAACACCAGAGAAAAUCUUUUCUUUAAACUAACAAUACCUUAUACCCUCCAAGUGCGACAAACUGGUAAUGAUGCAAAGUAUUUUGCAGGUACAAUUUUUGCAGAAACAAAGGAAAUGUACAAGACCAGGGUUGCGGAACGAUUUUAGGUAACUCAAUCCAUAUCUUUAUUCUUUAACUCCCAGAAGUGAUAAACAUGUAACUUCUUUCAGCAAUAUCCGCACAUUAUCCAACAAACAGGUAAUAAGAAUAUUUAAACUUAUCAGGUAGUAGUCGUUAUCUUGAUCUAACAUCAAAUUCUCGAAACUUAUUUAAAUGGAAAUGUGUAACAGCAAACGAGGAAAAUUAACAAUCAGAUCUUGGAAGUGAAAGGGUCAAUCAAAAUUCUGUGCAAAAGAGAGGAGUUAACAGACUUUUCUGUUCAAUCAAUUUUUUAAUGGCUAAGAAUCUUGAAACAUUGACAUUUGUUAUUCUCUUUAAGGUUUGGCGCAAUUGAAGGGAAUGUGUAGACCAGACGUCAGCUGUACUCUAAACAAGGACACAGGACUAGGAACUGCGUUUACAUUGGCUCAUGAAACAGCUCACAAGUAAGUCAAUUAACAUUAUAUUGCUUUAAGCACGCGAUAACCGCGAUAUGGAUUACUUGUUGACGCAUGCGCACUUCAAAAGCCACUCCUCUGAAAAUUAACAAAUAUUCUUUAAUAUUUUGCUUUUAUUGAGCAUUAUUUAUUUGCCUUUUAUCUUAUAAGAGGUCAAUUUUUCAAAAAAUCGCGGAAUCGCACAAUAAGGGAAAACAGCACCUUGCAUUGACCUUAAUUGACCUAUCAUAGCGAUUUUAUCCACUGGUAAUCAGAUAAUUCAAAUGUACGUUAACCAUUCCUCUUCUUUUGCUGAGUUGGUCCAUAUUCAUCAACAAACAAAAAAAUCGAUACCAUACUCGCUCAAGAGAAAACGAUGCGCGAUGAAAAUGCUUAUUCAAUUGCAAUAAAUAACCAAAGAGCGCAGCCCUGAUCAGUUGUGUCUUCCUGUUUUUCCUUUGUCAGUCUCGGCUCUGAACACGACGGAGAGGGGAACAAAUGCAACGAUGGCGUCUACAUUAUGGCGACUAGGGCAAGUGGAAAAGUGACAGCGUUUGAUUGGUCGCCGUGCAGUAGGAAUUACGUGACAAAAUUUUUACAGUAAGAGGGGUUCAAUUUAUAUUCAACUCUACCAUGUCUACGGUUUGCAAUGGCUGUUUUCUGCGCUUUUCUAAGUGUGCACGACAUGAUAUAAUCUCGAUGUCAGAGGUAUCCCCAGCAUUAUAUCACCGUCAGUGAAAAAAUAAAAUGGGAAAAGAAAACUAGCAAUGCUUUCAAGCUGACUAAGACAAAACCACGUAGCAGUUCGUAAGCCUCUAUCGUUUUGGUAGAUUAUGAACGUGUGAACCACAGGAUAACCAUUGUCAUGAUUCCGAGGCACGAAUCUGUGAAAAUUCCUCUGUGAUAAAAUCAUUCAGAGUUUUACGGCUCCGUAAUAGGCAGGUUAAUUAGCUAUGGCUAUUUCCUCUAAUUAUAUUCUUUUUCUGUCCCUGUUUACUGAAAUGUUGCAAAUGGCGAAUAAUUUGUUUCUUUUUUUAAGAACGCAGCAAGCUAAAUGUUUGAACGAUGACGAACCCAAGAGCAAAUUUGUUAUGCCACAAGGCUUACCAGGAAAGAUUUACGACGGAGAUGCUCAGUGUGUGCGCAUGUUCGGAGCAGGUGCCAAAGUCUGCGAUAUUCCGGAUUUAAAAGCGGUAACUAUAAAAUUUGCGUUAAACAAUCUCUUUCUCGUUUUAAACAGAAUAUUUUCUUAAAUUACUUCAAUAGUAAACAGUGAGGGAUAUUGAAGCUUCGAAUUGAGAGGUGCAGUUUUUGAGCUGAAGUUUAAAGCUAAGUCCCUCGUUUGAAACGCUGCCAAAAAAGGAAUUUUCGUAUUUUUAUUCGACUUUCAGUUUGGCGAGGAGAAAACCUGCUCUUGUUUUGCCUAAUCGAACUUUUCUUUGAAGGUUGGGAGUGACAGAGAGUACUUGUAUAUGUUACAAGAACCGAAAUUAUUAGAUAUGACAUUGAUGGAUUAUAAAUACCGCUAAUAAAUACUAGUUUUGUGUAACUUACAACUUAAAUCUUUGUAUCCUUCUAUAGAAAAUGUGCGUCAAUUUACACUGCGAAAAGCCUGAUGGGUACUGCUCGUCAAACGAUGAACCAGCCGCUGAUGGAACCAAAUGCGGAAAUAAAAAGGUUACAUAUAACAAACACAAAAGCUUAUCUUGAAUUAAUCUGAAUUAGUAGAAUCAUAAAAAGCUUAUCUUGAUUUAUUCUGAUGAUCUUUUUCUGUCUCUUUAUCUUUCUCUCUCCCGUGUUUUCUUUUUUGUUGUGAUUGAUUCCUCAGUGGUGCAUGCAUGGUCGCUGUGUAUCUAUAAAAAACAAGCCGGGAUACCAAGACGUGGAUGGCAAUUGGGGAGCCUGGAAACCAUGGAGUAACUGCUAUCCCCAAUGUGGCCAAGGUCUUAGCACGAGGGAGCGUGCUUGCGACAAUCCAGCGUGAGUAACAUGAAGUCACCUUGGCCUUAUUUGAGAAAAGAUUGCUAUUAUCAUCAAAGAUUUUUUCAACCUGAUUUAGUUUAAACUGUUUAUUCGUGAUCGUAAACAACCCCUUCUCGAUCAGUGCAGAGUUGAAGAAGAAGCUUCGCCAGCUUAACUGCGAUUUCCUUUAAUUGUGCGAUCAAAAUAAUCAUAUGAUAGUUUCACAGAUAAUAUGAACCUUCUAAUCUGCCCCAGAUUUCUGUUGAAAAGAGAGAAUUUUCACUAACUUUUUGGAUAAACCUUAACCUUGAUGGAGCGAAAAUCUCCUCGGUCCUCUGUUACUUCCUCAUCAACAACAAGAAGGGUAAUAAAAUUACCUUAAUUUCUAUUUUGGAAAGAAGCAUCUGGUUAUGAAACAUAGCAAAUGAGUACUGUGGAAAAGUAACCACUGAACGGUAAGGCAGCCUUCAUAAGGUAAAAUUAAAAAUAACAAAUUAAUUAUUUUCAGGCCGAAGCGUGGAGGGAAACUAUGCCAAGGAAAAGCUAAGGAAUACAAGAUUUGUAACAACCCGGUAAUUACUUUUGAACAUUUUUGUCUGAACUUUUUUCACUCGCGUGCAUUUCAUCAUCGGUAUUUUGUCUUGUAUAUGCAGUUUUUGAAGUCAUGACUGCGGUUUAUUAUUCCACUAAUAUGUCGUUUUACCAAAUAAGAUGAAUGAGAACGCGUAUAAUAUACCACAAUAUUACGCUGGAGAACAGGGGAAAAACACGGAGCAACAAAAUGGCCGCACUGAACGAUCCGAACUUUGAUUGAGGCUGAUUUUUUUCAUUGAUGAUUACGAGAACAUUUUAAUGCUUUCGUUCCUAUUGUUUUCGCCUUUCGUAUACGAUGCACAGGUAAGGCCAAAGGUUGCUAUCGCAAAUUAAAAAUACUAAAGGUAAAAUAAUAGUGAAAUAACAAAUCCUCUACUCGAUGAUUUAGCAAAUAAUUCGAGGAGACAUUUUGCACGUUGCUCGUGCGUAUUAUAUGUUAAACCAGGGAAUAAGGUGUAUAUAUUAAAUGUCCUAAAACAGAUAACAACAGAUUACUGUUGGGCAGACAAAAAGCCUGUACAUACAAUCCUCCUGAAAAAAAAAAUGGAGUCUUUGUCCCGCUCAAUAUCUCAACGCUAUAUUGAGGAAGUAAUUUAGUAGAUGGUACGAUUUUUUUCAUUUUUAGAAAUGUCCAUCAAGCUUCGAAAAUCCAAGGAUGAAACAGUGUAAGGAUCACAGACAUGUACAGUUUCAAGGAGGCCCUUUUAACUGGAUCUACGAUCCAUACUAUGCACAAGGUUGGUCAUUCAGAGUCGUCACCAGAUUCACUCUUACUUUGAUACCAGUCACAGAUGAUGUACACCUCUGCAUAUUUUGGUUAAGGACAUUUGAAAUCAAUUUCUACUGAAUCUGCAGCGAAAGAUGAGCUUCAGUUUCACAAUGAGGGAAAUAAACAAGAAUUACACAAAGAAACAUAAUUUAUUGAGACAAAAGAAACAGAAAAGCAAAAUGUAACAUUAAGUAUAAAAAUGUGCAACCCAAACAAUGUUCGUGGAAUUAACCCUUACUGCAAGGGAAGGAAUCAAGUCACCCUGACAGAUUAAUACUAUCUUGUUAUUGUUUCAAAGUUGUCAAAAAAUUAGACUAAUUGUAUGGAGAUUUUAAAUUUGCGAAGUAUUGAAAUUUAACCUGCCACUUGCUAAAUGAAGUGUAGAUUAAAGCUAACAAAAAUUAGCGCCUCUUGGACCAGCGCGUGAUGGUUUUCACGAAGUAUCAAUUUCCUAAAAAAAAAUAGGUAUAUUUAGAAUGGCUUUCCGUUUUCUGUUUAAUCAGGAAGUCCUAAGUGCGUUCUAAGUUGCGCCACAACUAACGGAGAUACCACAUCCUUUGGAAACGUCAAGGACGGAACACCUUGCACUGACCAGCCUAACAGUGGUGUCUGUAUCAAUGGAAAAUGCCAGGUAAGGAACGAGGCUUGAGAAGAUCAUACACUCAAGGAAUGAAUUGGAGAAGAAGGCGCCUUUCCUUUAGCCCGUUCACUGAACAGAUGAAAUGUGUGCGCUUUGGCUGUCAAGUUAUACUGUGAUUAGCAUGGCGAGAGUGCAUUUUGAAAGACUGUUGUCAAUACUCUCCCUUCAUACUGCAUAAACGGAAAUUAAUAUAGAAUGGGCAUUAGAUCUGACGGAAACCUUGCGAUCUUUAUAUCGAAAAAGAGUCUGCAUAGUUUUCGUAAGAUUGAAUGCACUAGAGAUAUGCGCAUACACCGGUACAAGAAACUAUGAAAUAUUUUAGCCAUUGUUUAUAGAAAAACCAUCAUCUAAACCACCUUCAAUUCAACGAAACGUUUUAACUUAUAGUUUAACUUUAAACUUAAAGUUAAGUUUGUUACCCGUGUGAAGACAGCUUAUCGCUUACCAUGAAAAAUUAGAAAACGAUCAUUUUACUUCAAGAGGUCAAUUUAUUACGAAUAAUCUUCCGAUCCACUGAUUAUUCCAAACCGUAGCCUAAGCUGGAAUGCUGAUUAUUAAAAAACUGGGCUUAAGAUCUAUUUAUAAUGCGUAUCUCGCUUUGAAAAUUUUCUCUCAAGAAACCAAAGCCCAACAAGAGUAAGCCCAACAAAAGUAAACCCAACAAAAGUAAACCCAACAAAAGUAAGCCCAAUCCCAGCGGUGCUGCGAAGAAGACAACUUUUACAUACAGCAAAGUUCCACCAGCAGGUAAGUUCUGAUUAUGUAAUAAGCUCAGUUAUGCACGCAUUCUGAUUGCUUCUCACUUAUGAUCUAAUGGAGGACAGACGUAUAGAUGACGUCAUCGUUAAGACUUUUUUCCUUACAUUUUAAUUCUUUAUUAUAUAAAACAAAUAGUUCCACCAGCGUCUGUUCAAAUUCUGAAUAAAGUAGAAAACAAAAAAGUAUAGAAAGACGCACGGCAACUUGGAAUCUAUUUAUUAAAUAGUAGAAAACAAAACUAUAGAAAGCGGUGACCAAGGUCUGUGUAUCCUCUCUCUAGUUAAACAUAUUAUGUCAUAUUUCGGAUACUUAAAAAUAAAAAGAUGAAAAGUCCUUAUUCCACACUUGAACACUAGAGUUCCUUGUUCCAGUCACUGCGCGAAAGGGAGUCGGGGGGGGUGGUGAAAGACCGGAGCAUAUAGUUACUUUGGCGCUUGACAAUUGAGUGAUCAGUCUUUCACAAAUCACUAUGAGAUGAGAGGGGGUUUGGUAUCAUGCAACCGUGUUUUAUUUAGUUUCAUUUCAGGGCUUUCCUUAAUUGAAAAAUUGACAUUUUUUGUUGAUAAAUACUAAGGCUUACCGCUAUAGGCGUUUCAUUACUUUUAGUAAUGAUAUAAAACACUGAACACUGGAGAAGUGAGAGGGAAGGAGGGAGGGGGUAGUCUUGCACUACUGCCACACAUUUCUUCUGCUUAAUCUUUUGGCAUUUAACAAAUCUGCCCAAGCACUUGCAAUUGCGUCUAAAAGAUUUCCUAAACAUCUAUAUCAUAACUCUCUCAGAAUUAUUGAUUGCUCUUGCGUUUCAGAUGAAUGGUAUGUCCCCAUCGCAACAAUUCCAGCUGGAGCAAGGAAUGUCAAAAUCGAAGAGGCGACAGCUUCUGAAAACAACUUAGGUAAGUAUGGCAAAAGAAUUAAACAGAAUAUUAUUCAUUUCACCUUCCUUUGCGUGACAGCGAGCAUGAGAAAAAAUACUUACGUGCUUUUGACCUCAACGAAUCUCAAAAUUUAUCGGGCAUUUUGGCUUUUGAAGUUACGACAUGAUGUGUGUGACACAAUUUUGAAUUCUGAUUGGUUCCUUGCGAUUUCUUUUAUAGUCGCAAAAUCACGUGACAAUGGGUCUACGCCUAUUUCUUCAUUCAUAACUUCAUGUAAUUUCUAAAGGAUCCCAUUGUGCCAUUUGCCAGCGUGUCACAUACAGACGUACUCACUUGGCUCGAACUUAAUACACUACUACUUCUUGUUAGGCGUUUCGAAUGUACCUCUCAAAACUUUUCUCUGAACGUCUUCGAGAGUUUGAAUCGAACAUUCUUACCAAAACAAUUUUUCAGUUACUUCACCUUGUAUUUUACAAUUCAUGGGUAAAGCUGCAUCAGUUAAGUUACCUGCCACUUCUUUGUCUUAAGCAAAUCGGAGCGGUGGAAAAUUAUGGUAAAACAAAUUAUGUAAGUGUCGGGCUCAAAAUAAUCUCUAAAAGACAUGAAUGGAAACUACUUGCUGAAUUAUACAAUGUUUCGCCGCUUCAGUUUUAGAGGACGCUGACUACAACCCUGUUCUUGAUUACGACUCGUACCUUGCUGAUUUUGGUCCAAAGACAUUCACAGCGGAUGGAAAUAAGUUUAAGUUCCGGAAAAGAAAUCAAAAAGAACUCGUCGAGGCUAAAGGCCCACUGACAAAGAGCUUUGCAUUACUGGUAAGUAAAAAUUGUUUAAAAAAAAUGUGCUGAAUGUGAGUAGGUAAUUCAGUAUUGCUGGCAUAACGGGAACAGCUGUUUCUUUCGAGAGUUUUUUUACGAAAUGGCAUUUCAAUGUACUUUCGAAUUUUCUUGACCAUUAGCAAGCGGAAGUUAUUGAUUUGCAAGGAGGGACUUAUAGACUUUACUGAAAUUAGCUGAGAACAGGUCGUUAUCACGGGCUAUGAACUGAUAACGUUGAUAACGUAAAUGAUCAAUUCAAAACAAACUUCGUCAAUCAAUUGAUUUGAUAGUUAAGUAAUUGAUUUAUCAUAAUUUUAUAACUUUUUGCUCAUUAUAAUCCUGAAAGAGAAGAACACGCAAUUAGCAAAGUAAUUGGGACAAGAACUUUCGGCGUUAAAUUUGAGGGUUGUGUGAAUGUUCCUGUGCUUUAUUCCAUUAAUUUAAGCUUUGAUUUAUUUUUCCAGUAUGAGAAAGUGGACGAAUAUUCGAAAUAUACGGUGAAAUACGAAUACAUUAAACCUGAUGCCCAGUCCACAAGGAGUCUCGGCCUCGGUAGCGAUUUUCCUGAACUCGUCCGGGAGAUUUACGAGUUAGAUGAGGAGCUUGGGCAGGACGACGAGGGCUCAGGUGAAGCGAGGUGAGGCUGAAGGUGUUUAUGCACAUGCGUUGUUGUUCUAUUUGCAUUUCAUAUUUUAAGUACCCUGACAGGUUUGUAUUGGUCUGGAAAAUGGCUUUUAACCUCGCUAAACAUCUGAUUAGCAUUCAUCGGCUUUCUAAAAUAAACUUGUCAGAAAACGAGAUGUACCAAAACUUUGGCAAAGUGAAUGUUUUUCAGUGUUUUUCCGCUGGUAUAUGCAUUCUAAGCAGUCGAUGAUCACUAAAUAUUAUCCUGGAAUCACCCCAAGCUAGUCGAUUAUGAUACUGAAGCACUAAUUAUAAUAUUCAUGACAUCCGCGCGAGUUUUCGAUCGUUCUAAAAAUGCAGUUGCUCUUGUAGGUUACCUGACUAAUUAUACUAAACGAGAUUAAAUUCAGAUCUCUUCAGCAAAGGCUGUACAAUGAUCUCUCAGACUUCGUCUCGAGAAUUAUUCGACGAAAUUCACUGUGUCAUAUAUAUAGGUGAAAAUUUUUUUUGGUAAAUGAAGCGUUGGGCGGUUGAAAAGAAAAUCCAUGUGACAGUUUAUUGUUUUGAACUGGAAUUUAGUAAACAUCAGUUAUUGAAUCUGAUUAAUGCUCCGGACGUUCUACCACUGAGCUUGUGGCAGUUAGACUAUGAUACCCUCAAAAAGGUGAACAAUUAAUAAACAAAUCCACUUUAAUUAUUUUAACCUUCUAAUGGUUUCAUUUUCCAUCUAGGUGGGAGAUAGGAAUAUGGACUGAUUGUACAAAGAGCUGCAAUGACGGCGAGCACGGAAUGAGAACACGAGAAGUUUUCUGUGUGAUAGAUUCACAAGGUGUUGAGCUGGAAGUUGACGAUAGCAAUUGUAAUGAACCUAAACCAGCCAGCGAAGAAGCUUGUGGAAAUCAGCCGUGCCCGGCAGAGUGGUACACAGCGCAUACUGGACAGGUAAACCGCCGUCAGUUGAUCUUCUCGGUAGUUAGAAACCAUGAUUCAUUUUGAUUUUAUUAUAAAGGUUUCGUUUGUUUAGGAGAGCUAUUCAAAGCAUCCUACUGAGCCAAUCAAAGUGAUGGCUUUCAGUCUUUCCUUCGCAUACAAUACAAACGAAGCCUGAUCCCAAUUUUAGCUUCCCAGUUUCUUUUAACUGACAUCGUUGACUAAUUUUCACACGCUCGUAACAAAUUUCAUUGAAAUUCUCGCACUGACAGGUCAUAUUCCCUUGAGCUCUGCACGGAUGCCUUCUCAGCUCUCAGCUGUCCACCUCUUUCUCGCCAGCCGCCCUAAUUUCCGCGUUAAUGUUUACUUGUGAUGUUUUUUUCUGGGGCUUUUAUUUUGCCAAUUUUUUCUAUUCCCUUUGCAUUAGCCAUAUCUUGUCUGCAUUCAUCACUAACCGCUUUCCUUUGCACUUUUGAAAAUAGUUGUAUCCGCAUGUUACUGAAACGUUUCGUAUUUCAUCUCUGGUACUUCUUACCAGAACAACAUCCCUAACGCUAAUUCAAAGCUGCAGGACCUCCCCCCUUUUCUUGCAGCACAUUCAAAAGAAAGUUGUAUCAGUCCGUUUAUUAGUUGCUUUUACGGUGUUCCUGUAGUGUUCAACCUCGUGUGGCCCUGGUGUCCGACCCUUGGAGGUGGAAUGUGUGAAAAUAAACUCUUCAGGUGAAACAAACUCUGUGGAUCCAAAGGAAUGCACUGACAUUAAACCACCUACACAUGUGGCGUGUAAUGUUGAGAAUCCUUGUGAUGGUCAGUCGGAUGACGAGGAAUAAAUCAGGUAACAAGAGCUUUUACUUUGGAGCUGAUUUACAGCGGAUGACAGAAAUUGCAUACGAAACAAAUGCAAUGCUGUUACUGAUUUUAUAUUUGUGACGUAAGAAUUUUCUUUUUCUUCUCAGAAGCAGACACAACGAUAGGAUGAUGGAUCGAAGAAGAUUAAUGUAAAUAAUGAAACCUCCUGUGUUAGAAUUACCCUGAUUUAUUGAACUACAUAACGAAGUUUUAAUAUUUUCGUAGGAUAUUGGAUUAGUUUAUUAGAACAACACAAGUAUAGGAGAAAGGAACAUUUAUUGUUAGCAGAGGUGAACCUCUAAGGAUGAUCAUGAUCAUUGUUAGCAUUCGUACGGCUGAUUCUGCUGAAGCUUUCGUUGCAUGAUGCUUAAGAUUUUUUCUUUUUUUUUUUCCACGCAUGUGCAAUGCCACCUAUUGUCACGUGGUUCUUUUGAUUUCUCUGGCUUCUGCAACUUGGAUUGUGAUUGGCUAUCAAGUUAACAAGUAGUUUUUGUCGCGUCUAGUAAACUUCACAUAAUCUGUAUUCUGUCGCCCAUUGGUCUUGACGUCUGAAGGAAAUUUCGUGUUUCUAAUGUGGCAAAUUGGAAAAAAUGAAGGAACAUGAGGUUCCACAAGUUUUAUCAAUUAAAAGCAAAUCUAAGAUGUUGAUAAUUGAAUCUGGAGUAUUUCCGUAUAGAGUUUCUGGUAGAUUCUAGGCUAAUCGAUUGAUGAAUUCAUAGAUGGCUAUCCUGGGAAACAGUUUAAUUUGUUGAUAGAAAUCCUCUGACAAGUGAUUGAAUUCAAUAGAAUUUAACGUUUAGAAGUAUUUAUUGACUUUCUUUGUUGCCAGUAAUAACAACUUAGUCAUUUGUACAAUGUAAAUAGCAAAGAGUU